Gigantopelta aegis is the source of this 2152-nucleotide messenger RNA. RefSeq lists its product as uncharacterized. The transcript has 11 exons. The record is from RefSeq and is a predicted model, not a curated record. The coding region runs from base 84 to 1655 and encodes 523 amino acids. NCBI's taxonomy places the organism in Eukaryota, Metazoa, Mollusca, Gastropoda, Neomphalida, Peltospiridae. Gene Ontology annotation, biological process: interstrand cross-link repair. Gene Ontology annotation, cellular component: Fanconi anaemia nuclear complex.
GCGGUGCAUUUCGAGUUCGAAACCAAAAGAAAUGACAGGACACACAUGCAAUUUGUAAAUUAUAAAUUGAACAUAAAAAACAAAUGACAUCAGCUGAUGUAACUGACCGAUUACCCAAAUGCUGGCAAGGACUGUUUGGUGCCCUGAGAUGUCAGCGGAACGGUCUUCAGCUGGCUAAACUCUGGCUGCAGCACAAGUGUUCUUCCCAGGCUGACGAGGCGCCACAGUGGCAGGCUCUGCUUUCUUGUCUCACUGAAACCGAACCCCGCCAUCAUGGAUCUUCCCUUACUUUCGUGCCCUUGUUUUGUUUACUUUCACGUGACUUGCAGACCAAGCUGCUAUCUGUGAUGUAUCAGCACCGUUGGGAAAUCUGUGUAUCAUCACUGCAGACAUUUGUCGGAGUCAUACAUGCAUUCACUGGAGAUGGCACCUGGCAGAGGACACUUUGUGACAUGUUGAGCAGGUCUUCAGCAGUAUCAUCAAACUGUGGGGCAGAAUCAUCAAACCAUGCACCGCAAAUGGAGUUGACGCCAGCACACUACAGCUUCACCCAGUCAAAUACAGCACUGACUGACCAAGUGUGUCACCAGGUGUUGUCUGGUUGCAGUGUAUCACCAUGGCAAACUAGUACUAAUAUGGGAGCCACAGGAGUCACUACCUAUAUAAAAGAAAAGACCAACAUCAUACCAUCACCAGAUGAAAACCCAAGUCGAAAACCUUUCCACAGAGAAGAAACUCGGCAAGUGUGUGAUGCUGGGGUAGCAGAGGAGACGUUGGAAACACAGGAUGUGAUUGUUGUAGAUGAUGAAGACAGUUUGAUGGAAUCGCCCCCAACUAAGAGAGCCAAACAAGGCAUCGACAUCAAGGAUGAAACUACAGCUGAAAAGAGUGAAGUUCAUAUUGAUGAGAUGCUUCAGGCUAAAGCUGAAUGGCUGAGAGAAGUGUGGCAGAGUUCUUGUCUCCCUGUUCUAGAGGCGUCGGAACUGAGCUUCCUUUCUAGUCUCCCAGCUUGCCAGAUGAAGCUGCUUUGUGAUGCUGUCAACAUGUCCUCUCUACCAGACGAAUGUCUCUUGAUGGCUUUUGAACUUCUUAAACGAAUCACCCUGGCUGUUAGUUACAGCAGUUGUGUUGCAUUCAUUUCUGGAUGCUUUAUUCACAAGUUCAGAGAUUUGGACCAUACUGCUUCAAGGACACUGACUGGUGUUUUGAUCAACUUGGGGGAAACAUUCCCAAAACAGAUAGUUGAUUCAAUUACUGCCGGCAGUCAAAUCAAUGAAAUGACCUCAUCCCAAAGUGGCAUCUUGUGUCGACUGUGUAAAGAAAGUUUCAGUGUUGAAUGUCAGGCCUACCUGUUGAGGAAGUUGUGCGAGUCAGGUGUUAUGAAUGAACACUCCGUCCUCGUGGUGGCGUGUAUUCUGGAAAACCUUGAUAACCUGGAUGAGACUACAACAUCGGUCGUCUUUGACUGCAUUCAUAAGUCAGCUCAAAGCUUGUGCCAGAGUCUCAAGUUUGGCAAACUGAUUUUUACAUUUGUUACCAAGUAUGGAAACACAUGGUCUGCCGCCCAGCUGUCAUUGUUGUUUCAAGUGGCAGACCUCCACAAAACGUUCAUGAAAAAGUCUGUGCUGGCUGCAUUACGGAGGAUUUCUAAAUGAUUGCAUAUGUUGGGUGCUAAAUGGAAGAAAUUAGUUUAGUUAAAAACUAAAAAUACUCUGUGUGUGUGUUUGUAUGUGUGGUGUGUGUGUUUGUAUGUGUGGUGUGUGUGUAUGUGUUGUGUGUGUUGUAUGUGUAUUUGUAGUUUUUAGUGAAAUAUUUGCCAUGGGACCAUUUCUCGACCAACAGACAUCCUAAGUUAUCGCGAUAACAGUUGAGAGAAAGUUGUUUAACUUUGGUCUUUGAACCUGACCAUGACAACUAAAAUAUAUAUUUUUUUUUUAUUGAGGCAUGUUUAUUUAUUGCAUUAAAACGUUUAUGAAAUCAUGUAUGUAAAACCCCUCUAAACCUUAACUAAAUACAAAGUCCUGGUUUGUGGGGUAUACACUUUACAGAGGUUUGUAUUGUGGGGAAAAGUCUUCCUUGUAUUCUAUUCUUUAGCAUUUAUAAGUACUUUUCAACAUUUUGAAAAUUAAGUUGAAAUAAAAUUCUACAAAUA